UUGAUAGUUCAUAAAGAAUUAAUUUAAAUUAUGUUUAAUGUAAAGCCAUAACUUUCAAAUUAAAAUAUUUAAUAAUUUUUAUAAACAAUAUUAUUAGUUUUAUAAAAUUGUCUUCACUUCAAGUUUGUGACUGUAAAGAUAUGUAAACUCUCCUUUUUAUAUUUAUGUGUACCAUUAAAAAAUUAAGUUUUUUCAAACACAAAUCAUCAAAUUUCCUAUUAACCUUUCAUCAAUCAAACAUUAAACUAUUUAUUAUUAACCCUUCAUUAAAUUAAACAUUAAACUUUUCAUAAAUUCAUAUGUGCCUUAUACUUUCGUGAUGGUGUCUAAAUUCCCACAUGUGCCUUAUACUUUCAUGAUGGUGUCCUUCAACUCCUUGCAUGUCAUCAGAGUCCCUUCGGCAACAUUUACUUCAUCAUCAUCCAGUACAUACUAACUUGCAUGUCAUCAGAGUCACUUGGCUCCGUUUACUUAAUUAUCAUCCAGUACAUACUAACUUGCAUGUCAUCAGAGUCACUUGGCUCCAUUUACUUAUUCAUCAUCCAGCACAUACUAACUUGCUUGUCAUCAGAGUCACUACGGCACCAACAAAUUAACCACCAUUGACUUCAUCAUCAUUCUAUGCUGCUUACUUGCAUGAUAUCUGCUUUGCUACGCUUCUAACACAAAGAAGCCACCAUUUACUUUAUCGUCAUUCAUCACUGACUAAUUUGCAUGCCAUCGAGUCCCUACGUCACUAACAAACCACCAUUGGCUUCAUCAUCAGUUGGUCGAACUUAAUUUCUAUGUUAUCACAUUCAUCUUCUACGUUAUCAGCACAAUCCAGCAAUCAAUUAUGCCUUGCCAUCUUACCAUGCUUUACUUAAAAAUUAACAUCAUAUUAUCAAUUGUCAAGAAACAUUUAUUAAAUGUAAGUAAUUUUUUUUUUCUAUGCAAAAUGAUUUAAAGUUUUUAUUCUUUUUUUCUUUAAAUAUACAAAAAUAAUAAACAUGUAGCUAAAGAUAUAUUUGUUCAUCACAUCUAAAUAAAGUUUUAUCUUUAUCUUGGUGUUGUUUUUAGAUGUGAUAUAAAAAAUGAGUGAGAUAGUAUGCUUUAUUGAUUUCAUAAAACCUCACUUAGUGUUGAGUGAAAAUGCGUUUAAAAAAUUUGUAAAAAAUUAACCAUUUGGCAUAUAGAAAUAAUCUAUAUAUAACUGGAAAGCUCAGGACCCUAACCCUAACCUUCACUUAUCUGUUAUCAACAUUUUGUUAAAAUAGAAAUAUAAGAACAUUUUAUUACAAAAAUAAAAAAUGAUAACCUCAUAUUGAGUUGGUUAAAAUAAAAAAAUAUAUAUAUAUAAACUGUAUAAAACAAUAAAAUACUUUUAUUAAGCACACUUUAAGCUUUAUUUUGAUAUAUAGAUUAUAGCAAAGUGAUAAAAAUUAACGAAAUGGUACUCAUUUUUGUUCAUUUUUUCAUAAAAUCUUGUGCCAUGGUUUCCCAUUGCUUCAAUGUUAAGUGAAAACGCGCCAAAAUUUUAUUUAUUUUUUUAUCUAUUGGACUCGUACUAACAUUCUAUACCUCAUUGGAAAGCUCAGAACAAGAUCUUUAAUAAAAUAUUAUCCAAAUUUUAAAAAAAAAAUUUUACACAAUUUUGUCACAUACCUAUGUAGAACUAACUAGAUAGAUUGACUUGAUCUAGAUCUAGUUAAAAAGUAGUUAGUAGUAGUAGUUUAUUAUACAUUAUAAGGCUUGUCUUUGAGUCCCAAGAUUAGAGAGGAAUGCUUGUAUUUCCCAUGACUGUGCAACCCCAGCUGUGACCUACAUAUUUUGCCACAUCCAAGGCAAGCAUAACCAUUGUCUGCAGGUGGUUGAUUUAGAUUUUUUUUUUUGCCAUCUGCAUUUGUCCUUGGCAGCGGAUUUUAUUUUUGUCUCAAAAGUGUAUCCCGUGGCCUUCGUGAUUGACCUCUAGCUGUCUCGUUCUGAGGCCGCCUGCAACCAGGUGCUCUCUUCUAUGUCAGCUAAGGAAAGUUGACACUUAAGCUGGUGUUUGAAGCAUUUCCGUGGAGCACCUCUGUUACGUUGACCACCUUUUACUUCAUUAAAAAAGACUGCCUUUGUCAUACGUUCAUCUCCCAUACGGCAUAUGUGCCCUGCCCAGCGUAACUGUCAGACCAUAAGAAGUCCCUCUAUACUGUCUAUACUGGCGUUUGCAAGGACAUCACUGUUUGUAGUGCGGUCUUAACACUGUAUGUCCAUGAUGGAGCGCAAGCAUCUUUGGUGAAAGCGCUCAAGAAGUCUUUGUUGUUUUCUGUAAAGUGUCCAUGUCUCAGAGUCAUACAGAAGGGUUGAGAGAACCACCGCCUGGUAGACAUUGAUAUUUGUAGGCAGGUGGAGCAAUUUGUUCUGCCAAACUCUUGCCUGAAGGCAUCCAAAAGCGCUACUGGCCCUGGCCAGACGGUUAUCAACUUCCCUUGAAAGUGAGGCGUUAUUUGACACAAUACUACCUAGAUAUGUGAAGUGGUCUACAUUUAUAGUGCCAUUUCAUAAUUAAUAUUGUUAUAAUCUAGAAUAUUCUAGAUCCUAGAGAUUUAGUAGAGGUAGCCUAAGGUCACUAUGGAGAUUUAGUUACAGUUAGUGUAUGAGAUUAGAGUCUUAUUAAAAUUAAUAUUGUUUGUCUACAAUAAUAAAAUAAUCAUUUCAUAUCACCAACAGAAAGAGAGACCUGACAACCCUGCAAGUCCGACAUUUCGUUUUUCAAAUUAAGGACACAGAAUAGAGCUGCAAUAUAUAUGGAUCCAUCAAUCAGGUCCCUCUGAGAACUUGGAAAGCUCGUGGUGUGAUUCCCAGAAGUUUGGAGUAUCUCUUUAGUGUAAUAGCUCACCAACAAGAUCAUGGCAGGAAAAAACAGUUUUUGUGUCGCUGCUCCUUUUUAGAAAUCUAUCAAGAGCAAAUCUUUGAUCUUUUGGAUACAGCUUCACAAGGUAUUCGCUUGCGUGAGAAUAUGAACAAAGGUGUCUUUGUAGAUGGACUCAUUGAGCAAGUUAUCUGCAACCCAAGAAAUGCUUAUCAGUUAAUAAUCAAGGGCUGGUUGAAUCGUAGAGUAGCUCCUACUUCCAUGAACAGAGAGGGUUUGCGCUCUCAUGCUGUUUUUACAGUUAAAAUAGAGUCAAAGAAUCAUGAAUCUCAGCUGACAGCCAAAGAAGAAGAACUGCAAAGAGUGAACAUGACUCUUCAGAAAUUUGAAAAAGACAACAAAGUUUUACAAGCUAAGUUGAAGCACACAGAAGUUUGUGAGCAGAAAGCUCCUGAAGUGCCAAAUUUUCAAGUUAUUAAGAAUAUUGAAUUAGCCUAUAGCCGCAAGAUGGAAGAGUUUGAGAGGUCAAUCUUUGGCAAAGAUAAAAAAGUAGCUGAGUUAUUAUUUGAAGUAGCAAAAUUAAAAGAGGAACUUCACCUUGCCAGAGAAACACAUGCAUCUGUUUUAAAAGACAGGAAUUGCAAUAAAAUGGGUGCUGAAUUUCAGAGUGCUGUGCCUAUGCAAGGAGGUGCUAUUGGUGAGCCUGGAGAGAGAAAGUCAUCUUCAGAAAAAAAUGGCUCGGUUAGAGGAAGAACUCUAAUAAAAGAUACAAAAAUGCCAGAAAUAAAUGAACAAUCUUGGAGAAGUAAAAAAAAGUGAAUGAACUAAUAACAUCCUUUUAAAGAGUCACUGUUUUUGUAAAAGCAGUAUAAAGUUGUUUUUUUUUAUACCAAUCAAUGGUUAUAAUUCAAAUGAAAGCCACUUCAUUCUUCUUAAAAAAUCCAGUACAAGAGAUACAGUACUUGUAAGCAUGUCAAUGAUUGGUUGAAUCCUACCAGUAUUUGAAUAAACAUAUAUUUUAGUUUGAUGCCCAAGAUUGGCAUUGACUCUAGACAAAUAAUUGUGUUUAUACACAGUUUGACUGUAAAAGAAAUAUGUCGAGAUAUUUUUGUUAAGAUUUUUCUUAAGUUCAAGCUACUACACUCUUUUAGUCAAUAAGUUCUACAAUGGAAUUUAAAAAGAUGUUUAUGGAAACUGUCUUUCAUUUCACUAGCCAUUUGUUUCUCAUAAAAAUUGUGGAAUUGAAAAUGUCUGUUACAUGUGCUUCUAUAUCUAAUAUUUAUGAAUAUAUAUAUAGAGAGAAUAUCCUCUGCUUAAAAGUAUGCUUUAUUGGAAUAUGUUUGAUGUCAAUACUUGUAAUAAAAUGAACAAGAGGUGUUUCACUCUAGUAGUUUAAAUUUUCAUAAGUUAUGAACUAGAGGCCUUAAAUAAAAUUGACUACUUUUGGAUAAAUUUGUCAUCUCUGUUGAUGUACAAAUAAUGUAACUAGGCCUCAAGGUUUCCUAAAUUGAGCAAAGAGAAAGAGCAUCCACAUUUAUCUUUUUCUAGAAAGAACAAAAAUAAAGCUCAAAUAUUUCCCCUAUUUUGACACAAAUUAAGAAAAAUAAUAUGACCAUUUUUGUAGGAGCUCGCAAGGUUGAAUUUAUAGGUAGGCUAUUUAGGCAUGGUUGUAUUUUACACAGCUACAACUGUAUUAAUACAUAAAUAAGCCGUCUUAUUGUAAAUAUGUACUGUACAUAAAGAAUUAGUAGAAAUAGCUAUUUGAUCUUCAUGUAUGGUCUUGAAUCCUUUUUUUUUUUUGGUGUUUUGAUUUUUCUGAAUAACUUAUAUGUUAAACUACUUGUAUAAUGUGUUUGUAAAUAUUCAUAUCAGAUAAUUUCUAUUAAGUCUUAAGUUUAAGGAAGUUGGAAGUUUUGUUUAUGUAUCAACACAGACCAUGAGCUCUAUUAUAACUGUCUGUCUGGUCUUUCAGUUUUUCUUUAGGUCAUCUUUGUUUCAUUGUGGCAGUCUGUAUUUAUAUUUAGUGUAUUCUUGCCAUUUUAUGCCCAUAAUUGAACCCAGACUCCUUUGGUUCAAUCCUUCUAGCACUCUUAAAUGCUUUGCAUGUAGCUGCCAAAUCUGAGAGCCAUAGUGAAGUGCUUCGAGGCCACUGCCUGGUAGAUAUGUAACUAUCAUGUAAGAAGUUUGGGUCCUCUGAGUCCACCCAGCUCUAAUGGGUACCUGGCAUUAGUUGAGGAAAAGUAAAGGCGGUUGGUCAUUGUGAUGGCUAUAUGAUACUUUCGUUAACUGUAGGCCACAGAAUCAGAUGACCUUUACAUCAUCUGCCCUAUAGACCACAAGGUCUGAAAGGGGAACUUUACUUACUUAAUUGCAGAAGUGUUGUACAUAAAAACAUUCCGUACUCAAGUUUAACUGCCAUUGGUUAGAAUCAAUAUCUUAAAUAGAAUAAGGUGUAAUUUUUAACAUUAAGCCACAGAAAUGUGACCCUACAAUGACUAUGCUACGAGUAGUAGUUGUUAUUUAUAAUUAUAGCAAUCAAUUUUUUUGUUAAAGGCCCCUAGCACUAUUAGAUCUUCAAAUUAGCUUAGUGAUAUUGUAAUAUGUGAUUUACAUUAGCUGAUAUUUUAUUGCUUUCAUGGAUUAACAAGAAUUGGUUCUGUUACACCACAACUGAUGCCUUACUGAAAAAAAUGUUCUAAUGAGUGAAAAUAAAGUUAUUUAUUUUCUAA
Biomphalaria glabrata is the source of this 5565-nucleotide messenger RNA. RefSeq names its product kinesin-like protein KIF15. Bases 2984 to 3655 code for a protein of 223 amino acids. NCBI's taxonomy places the organism in Eukaryota, Metazoa, Mollusca, Gastropoda, Planorbidae. The transcript has 11 exons. Gene Ontology annotation, biological process: microtubule-based movement. Gene Ontology annotation, molecular function: microtubule motor activity; ATP binding; microtubule binding. The record is from RefSeq and is a predicted model, not a curated record.